CUCCCUCCCCCUCGCUCCCGCCAACAGAUGGAGGAGCGGAGGGAAAGGCAGAGGGCCGCUCGCGAUCGAGUCAUCACCGACCGCCGGAGUCUGGAACACCUCCGGCUAGACGCCCAAAAGAGGCAACAGGAAUUCGAACAGAAGGAGAGCAAGCUGGAGAACCUCAAGACAAACCUGAACCUGGAAACGGAAAACUCAAGGAAGGCUUACUACAGGGAGUUUAAAAAGGUUCGGCUAAGUUUGGAGGCUUCUGACGUGGUACUGGAGGUGUUAGACUGCCGGGACCCUCUUGGUUGUCGAUGCCCAGAAGUGGAGAAGGAGGUAGUGGAGGCUGGUACCAACAAACGUCUCAUCCUAGUCCUGAACAAGAUCGACCUGGUGGCUAAGGACGUGGUCCAGAAGUGGCUAAAGUAUCUCAGGAACGAGCUCCCUACUGUCGCCUUCAAAGCCUCCACUCAGCUCCAGAACAAGCAUCUGCACCGGAGCAGGGUCCCAGUGGAGCGGGCGGGCGAGGACCUGCUGAGGGGCGGAGGGUGCGUGGGUGCGGACAACCUCCUGCGCCUCUUGGGCAGCUACUGCCGUAACCAGGGGCUACCCCUCCCGCCAUCACGGUCCCCCCUCUGGAGGGUGACACAGACAGUGACACAGACCCUCCCCACCCCCAGGUGCCUGCAGCUGAUCCACUUGGACAAGCACGUGAAGCUUCUAGACUGCCCGGGCAUCGUGAUGGCCAGCUCGGCCCACUCCGAUGCUGCCGUCGUCCUCCGCAACUGCGUGAAGGUGGAGCGCCUCGCCGACCCCGUGGCGCCCGUGGCCGCCAUCUUGCGGCGUUGCAACACGGAGCAAGUGAGGCAACACUACGGGAUCGGGGAGUUUCGGACACGAUGGGAGGUGGGGGCUCUCCUGGAGAGGAGGUUCGGAGGGCUGAAGAAGGGAGGAGUGCCUGAUCAGGAGAAAGGAGCCCGGACUGUCCUCACCGAGAGGACCUGGUAG
Molecule: messenger RNA, 993 nt
Organism: Leucoraja erinaceus (little skate)
Lineage: Eukaryota; Metazoa; Chordata; Chondrichthyes; Rajiformes; Rajidae
Product: guanine nucleotide-binding protein-like 3-like protein
Cellular component (GO): nucleolus
Source: RefSeq, a predicted model, not a curated record